This is a messenger RNA of Aspergillus uvarum CBS 121591, 2793 nucleotides long. RefSeq names its product WD repeat protein. Gene Ontology annotation, biological process: positive regulation of transcription by RNA polymerase I; positive regulation of rRNA processing. Gene Ontology annotation, cellular component: nucleolus. The record is from RefSeq and is a predicted model, not a curated record. NCBI's taxonomy places the organism in Eukaryota, Fungi, Ascomycota, Eurotiomycetes, Eurotiales, Aspergillaceae. Gene Ontology annotation, molecular function: protein binding; RNA binding. The transcript has 3 exons. The coding region runs from base 1 to 2793 and encodes 930 amino acids.
AUGUCAGAUUCGGAGCCGAGACAACUUUCCAAAAGAUCGCGCGCCAGCGAGGUGGCCCAAGGGAAGAUGGUCUUAACCGAUGAUGUUCGCACCAAGCGCCGUCGUACAUCAUCAAUCGACAAGGGGACUCAGAAAGACGAUUCUUUGCGGCCUAGGAUGGCCGGAAGGACCGUGGCUUUGGCAACUGAUGCUGUUACUGUUCCGGAGGAUAUCUCUGAGCCUAGCGAGAGAGAACCGAAGGAAACCGCACGGAAUGCCUGGUUCCUGUCUGGAAUUGCCGCUGGAAGAUUUAGCAACUCUGAUCCCUUGUUCACUUCAGAUGAUAAGUACCUUUUUCUUGGUCUAAAAACAGCGGUCCACAUCUACUCGGUGACGAGUUCGCGGCUUUUUCGAGUACUAAAGUUGAAGUCCACCGACAAUGUAAUCGGAUACAAGCUCUCUCCACAAAAUUCGGAUCAUCUAUACGUUUUCAGCUCUACUGGCUCUGUGAGCAAAUGGGAUUGGUUUUCCGGCCAACGGCUUUAUAAUCGGGAUGCAUGCAGGCCAACAACCUGCAUCGACCUUUGUUCAGACGCUUCUGGAAAUGACGCCCUGUUCUCCGUUCAUGAUCGCGCAGAUUCGAAGAAGGAUAUUGUUCUUCAACUCUUAACUGACGAAGAGCCUUGCUCUGUUCCCUUGCUGACCACCAACACCCCGAUCACUCGUCUUAGGGUAGCAUACCAGGGUAGAGUUUUGGUUGCUUUUGGAGGCCAAAAUGUUAUUCUCGGUUCUCAAGCGCAUACUCCAGGCUCGAGCCCUGUCUCUUAUACCUGGAGCGAGUUGACUUUGCCCACGAGUAUCACAUCCGCUGAUAUUCGAUAUCAAACAGCCUCACAACGGGCAGGGAUCCCGGGUUACAAAGAUCGGGCAACCCUUGGAAAUGUCGAUCUUGCGCUGGGGGAAUCUGGGGGCUCGAUUAUGAUUUAUAAUGAUAUUCUCACUUCCCUACAGAACGAUAUCGGCAAUAGCAAGGCUCUUACCCCUAGGCGGCUGCAUUGGCAUAGGAGUUGUGUUAAUGUGGUGCGCUGGUCUAAGGAUGGUAAUUAUGUCAUCUCUGGCGGCAACGAAUCGGUGAUGGUUCUGUGGCAGCUGGAUACGGGCCGAAAGCAAUUCUUACCCCAUCUCUCGUCCCCUAUUUGCAACAUAACUCUUUCCACAAGUGGGACCCUCUAUGCUGUCAAAUUAGCAGACAAUUCCACCACUGUGCUAUCAGCGCGAGAACUCCAGCCAUUUGCCACCAUAAACGGCUUGCAGCUGUGCCCACCGACCAAGUCUCACAGUCGGUCCUCGACCAAGAGGCCUCUGUCAGUCGGAACAAUAGCCGCCGCUUUACAUCCGAAGCUCCCAGAUCAACUUCUUCUUACUGUUCCAGCCUCUCAUCAACUGACACCGGAAGGUCAUACUGUGGCGAACGCUUGCACUCUCCAGACCUACGACAUUCGCUCCAACAGCCAUGUCUCACGGCAAGCACUUGCGCGUACCAACACAACAACUUUGAAGGUUAGCCCAGAUGGCUCAUACAUCGCUGCACCAGAUGUCAGUCACUUGUCUCUCUCUCGAGACGGGAAGUGGAUGGCUACCAUUGAUAGCUGGAGCCCCUACACAAGAGACAUGCAGGCUCUCUAUCUUGGCGAUGAUCAUGGCGGACGCAGCUCUACUCAAAGCCAAGAAGCUUUCCUGAAAUUCUGGAGAUGGAAUAGCUUGUCCAUGAUGUGGGAUUUGGUGACCAGAAUUGAUACUCCUCAUUUUUCUGGCAAGGGUCCUGCGCGGAUUUUGGAUCUUGCUUCCCGUAAUCUUGCCCAUGAAUUCGCGACUGUCGGUGCUGAUGGAGUGCUUCGCUUGUGGUGCCCAAGCGUCAGGCAACGAAGUGGUCUUAAGACAGCAGGUACUGAACAAAUGUCGGAGACUUGGAAAUGUCGAAAUGCUAUUGACCUGAAGAGCUAUAGUGACAUGCAUAACCCUACAAGAUUAAAUGCAGCCUACAUGGAUUAUUCGCAGGAUGGGUCGGUGCUCGCCAUUUGCUUGAAUUCGGCAUCAUCUGCGGAUCCUGGUGUUACAUUAUUGAUUGAUGCUCAAACCUGUAGCAUCCGCUAUAGUAGGGUUGGGCUAUAUACAGGGGAUCCUUGUGGGUCGGCAUUUCUGGGCUCUCAACUCAUCAUCACCUCAACACGAUCCGUGUUCAUUUGGGAUAUUGUGCAUGACCUUGUCAGAACUCUCUGCUUCCCUGAUGCAGCUGAAAACGAACAGCCCUGUUCAUCACGCCUGUUAGCGGUUAGCAUUGAAACUAAAACUUUCGCCAUUGCCGUGCAAGUUCAUUCCAAGAACCCUGCAUCAAAGAAACGCCGACGAUCCGAACCUCAUGUACAGAUCUACGACAUCGAAACCCUCACCUUACUGUCUGAAAUCAUGCUUGAUAGCUCUCCCGUCGCUUUACUAUCUGAUAAACACUCCGGCGAUUUCGUCAUUGUCGAUGCUGCAGCCAAAGUACAACGGCUCAGCUGCCUGGGUUUAGCACCCCAAGCUAUAUAUGCGGAUGCACCAAGUGACUUGCUUGAGAACUCGGGCCUGGCAAGCUUGUUUGGUCAGCAAGAGCAGGGCAAUUCAACCGAUAGACAGCAAUUAACAACAGCGUCUAAUGGUGCGAAUGGUUCUUUGCAGACACAGCUGGCUAGUGUUUUUGGCGAUGUACCACCGUACGUCUUGCCUCCAGCCAAUCUCCUCUUCCGCGAUGUGGUCCAGGCUCUCUCAUGUUAG